This is a messenger RNA of Thunnus maccoyii (southern bluefin tuna), 2888 nucleotides long. Its product is annotated as immunoglobulin superfamily member 3-like. The coding region runs from base 112 to 2703 and encodes 863 amino acids. The transcript has 9 exons. Lineage: Eukaryota; Metazoa; Chordata; Actinopteri; Scombriformes; Scombridae. The record is from RefSeq and is a predicted model, not a curated record.
AGAGCAUCACGUUAUUUCACUGCACAUAACUUCAGGUGUCACUGAGAGAGACAGGCGGUCACAGCUGUUAUGGUGUGAACACUGUGUUCCUUCUUCUGAAACAGUCUCAGGAUGAAGUGUUCCCUGCGAUCCUUUUGGAGGGUUUACCUGCUCUGCUGUCUGGGUCUACUCUGGUACUGUGGAGAAGCCAGAGUGCUUACUGAAAUUCAGGCUGGUCCUCUGUAUCGUGUGGUGGGCUCCCCACUCUUCAUCUCCUGCAAUGUGAGCGGCUUCACCAAUAACAACACUGAAAAAAACUUUCAAUUUCGCAUUUCCAAGCCUGAAAAGCCAAGUUUCGAAAUCAACAUCAUCAGCACCGAUGACCCAAAUUUCGGCUAUGCCAUAUAUCAAGAUCGUGUGAGAAGCAAUGAAAUUACUCUGAAACGUGUGUCGCCAAACUCUGUCAUCUUUAAAAUAAUAAGCCUACAGAAAAAUGAUGAAGGGGAUUAUGACUGUACUGCAGUCAAUGAGGAAUCUACUUAUGAUGGAACCUACAGUGUUAAGACCACCGUCAAAGUGAUUGACAACUCCCUAAGUGUUUCAUCACAACCUCACUCCACCUCACUGAGCUAUAAUGAGGGUGAUGCUCUCAGUUUAACAUGCCAAGCUUCCAGCAACACCGUCCAGCACACCCAUCUGUCUCUCACCUGGUAUCUCCGUAAAGCUGACGAGGACGACGCACAGCCCAUCAUUUCUCUGGACAGAGAUUUCACACUGAGUCCAGGCAGGGGGUUUGAGGGGCGUUACCAAGCUGGACUCAUAAUGUUAGAUAAAGUGGGAGAGGCCACAUACAGGCUGAAGAUGACUCAGGUGGAGCUGUCAGAUGAAGGCAAGAUAUACUGCCGGGCUGAUGAGUGGAUCCAAGAUCCAGACCGCUCCUGGUACUCUAUCACACAGAAGGAUGCAGAGGAAACUACCCUGCAUGUCAAAGCCAAAGAGGUGGUGCUAGACACGGCGUCUCUGGUGGUGAGAAUUUCGGCACAGCAGACAACUCUGCAGGAGGGGCAGGAGCUGUCGCUAUCCUGUCACGUAGACACACAGAACCUGGAGGAAAGGUUUUUCUCUGUAGCUUGGCUCUGGGGAAGUGUUGAGCUGGCGCGCAUCGGCCCUACGGGCGUUCUGUCUUUUGGGUCUGAGUACAGUAGUCGAGAAAAAGACGGAGAACUCAGGGCCGCCCGGAUCGGGAACGGAGAUUACAGUCUUAUAUUGCAGCCUGUCAGAACCAAGGAUCAGGGAGAGUAUAUCUGUAGAGCAUGGCCUCAGGAAAGAGGCCAGGAUGGUGCCUUUAAACAGGGUGCAGCCCAGGACUCCAGCUCCCAGCUGGUCAGCAUCUCAACCACAGAAAGUGGGCUCUCAGUUGAAAUGCAAAGCACUGUGACUGUUAACGAAGGUGACAGGCUGAAUCUCACCUGUAAAGUGCAGGGGGUCAAAGAUCAGCUCUCCAUCAACUGGCAACACAAAUUAACAUCAACAUCAACAACCACCUUCGCCGAUAUCAUCGGUCUGAGUCAGGAGGGUGUUAUAAUUUCAGCGGAAAAGUUUGUAAAUCGCAAAAUAAAGGCAAUGCGUCCAGCAACUGACACCUUCACCCUGGAGCUUGAUGAGGUCACAGUCACUGAAUCAGGUGUCUACCAGUGUACUGUGUCUGAAUGGAAAGCCAAUAGCAAGACCAAAAGCCAAUCAAAGACUGCAACUGUGACAGUGGCUCCUACAGAGUCGCUUGUGAGAGUGAAUCUGAUAAGUCGCAAAAACAUGGUGACUGUAGGAGAAAAUGUGGAGUUGAUGUGCCGCGUCAAAGGGCCUCGCCUGCAAAUCACACUGACUUGGAGCCUACAGCGUGAUGCCUCGACCUUAGAUAACAUUCUGACUCUGCACUAUAAUGGUGCCAUCAGCUGGUCUGGAGACCAGCAUCGCUACCAGCUGAAAGUAAAAAACGAAGGAGAUGCAGUCACUCACUAUCUACUUAUCAACGGUGCGAGCCACAGGGAGGCAGGAAAAUACCAGUGUGGAGUGUCUGUCUUCAUGGAGAAUGCGUACAAGAAGCUGCCUCCAUCCAACCAGCUGGCUGUCAUGGUGCAGAAUCCAGUGAGCCGGCUCGUUCUGACCUCCACCCCUCUCUUGACAAGAAAUAUCAACACUGACAUAGAAAUAAAAUGCUCCAUUACCUUAGCUCACACGUCCUCUCGCUAUGCUGUCACCUGGGUACUCCAGCAAAAGGCAAAGAAUACAAGCCUUGUAAGCUCCGACCGGGAUUCUUUAGUAACGUUUGGGCCCCAGGUAGACAGACAGCGAAUCAGCAUGUGGCGCACUGAGGGGCCUAGUUUUGAGCUGACUAUUCGGCAAGCUCGGAUCUCAGACAACGGCUCAUAUGUAUGUGAGGUGGUAGAGUGGCUACAAGAUCCUCGUGGUGAAUGGUAUAAUCUCCCGCCAGUCUCCAAAUCUACCGAGCUAGCACUGAUUGAGCCUGGGGACGCCCUCUCUGACACAGGAUGCAAGUCAGAUAUCUGGAUGGGAGCUUUCAUUGGUGUUAUCAUCUUCUCACUGUUCAUAAUUCUGUUGCUGGUGCUGAAGAAAUACUGUGACAAGGGGUCAGAAAAGAAGUCGGGCCAAUCUCUGUGGGCAGAGCAAUACCCUCUGAACACCAAACCCGUUGUAGAGACCUGAACCUAAUAGACCGUAUUGUUAUAUGUGUCAUCUAUUAUAUGCAAUAAUGUUUUAUCAUUUAAAUAGUUGCACUUGUUUUUUAUUCAUUUUAUAAUUGUCUUUAGCAAAGUCCAAUAUUUCUUGUUUAAGUGAAUCUGUUUGUAAAUGGAUAUUUUACUCUCUGUGCAGCUGUGAAUAAUUUUGCC